AUGGAAGCAUCUCAGCCUCUUUCCAUUGAAAGCUUUUCAUACAGUUGGUUAGUGAACCUGAAACCUUCUUUGGAAAGCCUUGAUAAUUCUCUCAGAACCUCACUUGAUGCGUCCGAUGAAUCUUCCUUCAUCGAGAUGGACCCAACAAUGUCACCCUCUAAGAGAUUCUUUAUGAAUUCCCAGCAGGAUUUCAAAUUUGACUUCCCUGCUGUCUCCCAAUCUCCUCUCACCACUCUUGUUCAUGCAGAUGAGCUCAUUUCCAAUGGCUACCUUUUGCCGCUUUCUGUUGACUCAUUGAAGAACAUGGAGGCAUAUGAUCAUUCGGCCUCAAAGUCCACUGGUGCAAAUUUUGCAGCCUCUUCAUCACAUUCAGCAAGAGAUGUUGAUCCAACAGAUAAUUCUAGAGACUCCUCUAAUUCAUUGAGAAGGUGUAGAAGAUUAUCGAGACGAAUAUUGGAGAAGUACUUGAAUUUUCUUAGGCCGUUGUACAAAAAGAUUAGAGGUGAUCAUCAUCAUCAUCAUCAUCAUCACAAAGCAAAUCCUAAAGCUGGAUUUAGUGCUGAUAAAAGGAGCCAUUCAGUGAAGAACUGCAGGGUGCAUUCAUCAGAAACUAGUCAAUCUCCCAGAAUAAGUGUAGCCUAUUCUGCCGAUGAUUGGCGGAGGAAAUUAAAUGGAUUGAGGGAUGUGGUACAAAGCAGUGAACAGAAGAAGAAAGGGAAAGGAAGAAGAAUUCACAUGGGAAGAGAGGAAAUGAGAGAUAAGUCCAGAAGAUCAUCAGCCACUUGUUCUUUGUCAUCUUCCUCUCGUCUGAAUAUAUAUUUCUUGGAUGAUAAUGUAAAUUAA
Prunus armeniaca (apricot) is the source of this 843-nucleotide messenger RNA. The record is from the annotation of a GenBank genome assembly. NCBI's taxonomy places the organism in Eukaryota, Viridiplantae, Streptophyta, Magnoliopsida, Rosales, Rosaceae.